Molecule: messenger RNA, 2463 nt
Organism: Liolophura sinensis
Lineage: Eukaryota; Metazoa; Mollusca; Polyplacophora; Chitonida; Chitonidae
Product: non-structural maintenance of chromosomes element 3 homolog
Exons: 9
Coding region: 48-791 (247 amino acids)
Cellular component (GO): nucleus
Source: RefSeq, a predicted model, not a curated record
AGACGGGUGUAGAUGAAACGGAAAGAGAAAACUCUGAUCCAUUCAAAAUGCCGAAAUCCAAACAGAAAUCGAACAAAAGUUCGGAAUCAGAAGUCAGCAGUUCACAGGCAUCCUCAUCACAAGCAGCAUCCCAAUACAGUCAGGCUGAUGUUGAUCGGCGGGUCAGUGAUUUGGUGAAGUUUUUACUUAUCAUGGAUCAGAAGAAGCUGCCUAUAAAGAAACAAGAUAUCAACAAACAUGUUCUGAAGGAGCUAAGUCGAGCUGGCCCUGUUGUACUGGACAAAGCGAAGUUUCUAUUACGGGAUGUGUUCGGGAUUGAGCUGGUGGAGUUGGAAGACAAACAGAAGGGAAAUUACAUUUUGGUGAAUUCCUUAGAAACAGACGCAACAAAUCCUCACCUGCAGUGGCCUGGAGAAGAUAACGCAAAAUUUGGCCUUAUUAUUGUGAUCCUCAGUCUCAUCUUCAUGAAUGGAAAUGUAAUCUCUGACGGAGAAAUGUGGCAUGGGCUGAAAAGAUUGGGUGUGGAACCAGAGGUAUCGCACACAGUGUUUGGAGACAUUAAGAAACUAGUGACAUCCGAAUUCGUCAAACAGGGCUACAUUGAGUAUAACAAGAGACCUAACAGUGACCCGCCUGUGUAUGACUUUAAGUGGGGGUGGCGUGCCCGUGAAGAGACAUCCAAGAAACAUGUGCUGGACUUCGUCAGCCAGGUGUACAGCAUGGAUCCGAAACAGUGGACAUCACAAUGGCAGGAUGUGGUUCAGACAGAAGGGAUAGAGGAUGAGGUGUGAAACAAAGAAUUCUCCGAUCUCCAGUCUCCAGUUAGGGUUUUUUUUUUCACUAAAACUUUGAAGGUGUUUGUUUGGUGCAGACUCAUUCAGAUGGUGCUCUAGGUUGCACGCAUGUAACAAUUCCUGUCGAAGAGGUGGUGACAAUAAAGUUUUGUAACAUGUUACAUGCAGAUGUGAACAUUACAGUGUCUGUACCUGUGAAGGUCUUGCAGCAACCUGUGGAUGAUCGUAGGUUUCCCCCAGGCUCUGCCCGGUUUCCUCCCACCAAAUGCAGGCCGCUGUCGUAUAAGUGAAAUAUUCUUUCAAUGUCAAGAUUAACAAGGCGAUACUGAUUCUGAGGUCCAAGGCAUCCUGAGUUCUGAAUUGUACAGAGUCCUGACGAGGAAAUUGUAGGAGGGUUUGUCUAAGACAAGGUUUGACAAAAGUGUGACUGGCAAAAGGGGAAAGAAGCCUUGACAAAAUACAGUGUACUAUGAUUGCCGUUAGUGUACUGUCUUGUCUAUUGAUACAUGCACGACAAAGGAUGUGAAAGGGAUUUGAAUAUCUGGGUGCUGAUGGUGACAUAAGCUAAACUAUAGCCUUGCAUCAUCCAAAUCUUGCCGGAAUUCUGCAUGUGAAAACGUCCUCUUUUAAAGUUUAUAAGACAUCCGAAGUGUAAGGAUCAUGGAAAGUUGUUGUUUCGUGGUAAUGGAUUAGCACAUGCCAAUCAUGUCAGUUUAUUAGAUUAGCAGGCGGAACUUACAGAUUAAUAACUCGCUGGUAUAUCCCACAAGCUGUUAUUAUAUUGUGUGUCGGCCAAUAGACAAGCAAAUCUUCGCAGCCACGGUCAUAAAAAAAAAGAUGUUUCAGAGAUUCUUGGUAAUGGCGCUGUGUCCAUUCAAAUCACCAAUCUACAUACUGAAGUUUUGAUGGAUUUUGCCCAUAUUGUGGAUGAUUCCGACAAACUACUGGCUGUGUGAGACUCACAGGACACGGUACAAAGGAGCACAACGGAGAAGUGAUUUAUUUCUAAAAUCGAUAAAACAUUGUUUCUGACCUUGCAUGUCCUUCUUAAACAGUACACAUGCAGUACUUGUAGGAUCAAUACGACGGCCUGUGGGUUCUGGCUGCGACGAACAGCUAUGUAUCAAGCAGCUCGAUUAUCCGGUGGGUUGGUCGGUUGGCUGAUUGGUAAAAUGUGACGUCCUGUAUUUUUUGUAAACACUGUGUGGAAUACGAGACAAAGCCCUACCUCGUCUGGGCAAUAUGGUUAUGGAUGGUCUCGCACACAGGGCAGUAAAUCUGUCGAUACAUAUUGUAUCUCAGAUAUACUUUGUAUCUCCUACAAAUAUAUGUACACUUUAUAUCUACAAAGUGUAUCUAGACAACGAGCUGAUUCAUUGUCAUCAUAUAUUGUGACAAAACAUUUUUUUAUCGUUGAGGUGGUUUGAUAAGAGUGACAUUUGUAUUUUUAUAUUAGGUGUGUCAAAUGUUCAUCAGUUCAUCUUUGUUAUUAAAUACAAGCACUAUGUCUAAAUUGUUUCUUCAUUGUUUUGUAAAAUCUAUGUGGACUGAAUUGUGCAGUGUUGAUUAACAUGUGCAAUUUCUAUUUAUCACACGUUUCCUACCUAAACUCAGCUGUUAUAAUCAAUGUACAGUUUCUUGUGCUAAUAAAACAGAUAAAAUUAUUAAC